Molecule: messenger RNA, 1142 nt
Organism: Oncorhynchus gorbuscha (pink salmon)
Lineage: Eukaryota; Metazoa; Chordata; Actinopteri; Salmoniformes; Salmonidae
Product: transcription factor ETV6-like
Exons: 6
Biological process (GO): regulation of transcription by RNA polymerase II; cell differentiation
Cellular component (GO): nucleus
Molecular function (GO): sequence-specific DNA binding; DNA-binding transcription factor activity, RNA polymerase II-specific
Source: RefSeq, a predicted model, not a curated record
GUGAUGUACUGUUCGAGCUCCUACAGUGUGUAAAGCAGCAGAGAAGGGAGGUCUCCACAGGCCACACAACUCCACCCAUCCUGACCCUCACCGAGCCCCCUCUCAGUCUCAACAAACUCCCCUCUACUAAAUACACCCAGCCACCCCAAACCAAUGGAAGCCAGGGUCCCCAACCCCUCGGAGCCAAUGGAUCAACACGAGGGAAACGAGGUACAACACACUAUGGGAAGCCCCGCCUUGAAGGAUCUACAGUCACGCCUGAAAAGGCCAAUGAAAUCCGGGCCUCGCUGGAAGCCCCGCCUUCCACAGAUGUGUCGAAGUGUCAUCCCACAAUCCCUAGCUCCCAGGAGGAGGAGCCUCUCAACCUGUCCAAUCAGGAGAGGACUGAGAGAGAAGUCCCACCUAGAGAGGCUAACGGCAAGAUCCCAGACUGCAGGUUGCUGUGGGACUAUGUGUACCAGCUGUUGUCAGACCAGCGCUACCAGCCCUUCAUCCGCUGGGAGGACCAGGAGAGCCUGGUGUUCAGGGUGGUCGACCCCAACGGACUAGCUCGACUCUGGGGGAACCACAAGAACCGAGCCAACAUGACGUAUGAGAAGAUGUCUCGUGCUCUGAGACACUACUACAAACUCAACAUCAUCAAGAAAGAACCAGGACAGAAACUACUCUUCAGGUUCCUGAAGACCCCUCAGGAAAUCAAGCGACACAGAGUGGACCGCCUCGACUUAGCAGAUUCCCCUGAACACUCACCCUCACACUCACCCUCACACUCACCCCGGCGGGACUUCAGUGAGGAAGGUUUGGAGGUGUCCCCUGAAUACAGCGCCCCAAGCUCUAACACCCUAAGCAUGACGGUAUGAACACGGGUACUCCUGUGUUGAGGUAUUGGCUCUCUUGCACUGUGAAAUGGCUAUGUUUUUGUGGCAGUAAUCUACAACCCACUAUUACACUGUGGAAACUUUAUGGAGGUGCUGCGUAGCUAAUAACUAGCGUGUCCCCCCCCCCUUCCCCCCAAAAAACACUAUUCAUCAGGAAAGAUCAGAGCUGUCUGAUCACAAACGUUUACUACUAAUUUACUAAUAGUAGUUUACUAGUUUACUAAUCUGCAGCUUCAUGAAUUACAGCAUCACUUUAAAACUAUA